Apis mellifera (honey bee) is the source of this 1090-nucleotide messenger RNA. RefSeq names its product retinol dehydrogenase 13. Lineage: Eukaryota; Metazoa; Arthropoda; Insecta; Hymenoptera; Apidae. The transcript is spliced from 6 exons. Bases 78 to 1055 code for a protein of 325 amino acids. The record is from RefSeq and is a predicted model, not a curated record.
GUUAAUAUACAAUAAAAAAAAAAGUUAUAAUAUUUUAUUAAACCGCUGUUUCUUAUUAUUGAAAUUAAAAUAUAAAAAUGUUUUCGCGUAUUGCAAAACCUUUUUAUCUUUAUUCAGCCGGUAUAAGCAUCAUUGGUGGUGCAUAUUUAUUAAAAGAUUAUCUUGGUGGAAAUUUAUAUGACAAUACUGACAAAUUAAAUGAUAAAAUAGUUAUUGUAACAGGAGCAAAUACUGGAAUUGGUAGAGAAAUAGCUCGUGAUUUAGCCAAACGAGAAGCUAAAGUUAUAAUGGCUUGUAGAGAUAUGGAUAAAUGUGAAAUUGCACGUCGUGAUAUUGUAAUAGAAAGCCAGAAUAAAUUUGUUUAUUGUAGGGAAUGUGAUUUAGCAUCUCAAGCAAGUAUUAGAGAUUUUGUGAAACAAUUUAAACAAGAGCAUAACAAUCUUCACAUUCUCAUAAAUAAUGCAGGAGUAAUGAGAUGUCCUAAGAAACAUACUAAAGAAGGAAUUGAAAUGCAAUUUGGUGUAAAUCACUUAGGACACUUUUUAUUAACAAAUUUGUUACUAGAUGUUUUAAAAAGUUCAGCACCAUCAAGAAUUAUAAAUGUUUCAAGUAGUGCACAUAAACGUGGAAAAAUUAAAUUGGAUGAUUUAAAUAGUGAAAAAAAUUAUGAGCCGGGUGAAGCAUAUGCACAAAGUAAAUUAGCUAAUAUUCUGUUCACAAAAGAAUUAGCAAAUAAAUUAAAAGGAACUGGUGUUACAGUAAAUGCAGUACAUCCUGGUAUAGUACGCACAGAAAUAAUGCGACAUAUGGGAAUUUAUCAAUACUAUUUUGGUAGAUUGCUCGCAGAUUUAUUAACAUGGAUAUUUAUAAAAACACCUUUAAAAGGAGCGCAACCGAUUUUAUUUGUUGCAAUAGAUCCAUCUUUGAAUGAUGUGACUGGAGAAUAUUUUGUUAAUAAUAAAAUAGCAGAUGUUUCAAAUGAAGCAAAAAAUGAUCAAAUUGCAAGAUGGUUAUGGAUAGUUAGUGAAAAAUGGACUAAAUUAAAUUAUAUGUAAAUUGAUUUAAAUAUAAUAAAUUUUAUUAAAAUUUA